Neodiprion fabricii is the source of this 497-nucleotide messenger RNA. RefSeq names its product probable small nuclear ribonucleoprotein G (gene SNRPG). Gene Ontology annotation, molecular function: RNA binding. The coding region runs from base 195 to 425 and encodes 76 amino acids. The record is from RefSeq and is a predicted model, not a curated record. Gene Ontology annotation, cellular component: precatalytic spliceosome; U4 snRNP; U12-type spliceosomal complex. NCBI's taxonomy places the organism in Eukaryota, Metazoa, Arthropoda, Insecta, Hymenoptera, Diprionidae. The transcript is spliced from 4 exons. Gene Ontology annotation, biological process: spliceosomal snRNP assembly; mRNA splicing, via spliceosome.
AUCCAAGAUGGCCUACAUACGGUCGGUUCUUAAUACGAUUUGUUCGUAGAGAUGGCUGCGCAGUAACACCCUUAGAUGUUCAAAUUUGCAAAAGCGUCUCACGUCGCUUUACGUUGUUCGUAAUCUCAUCGUUGGACAGUGUGAGCAUCAAACUUCCCCGAUUUGUCAAUUAAAAUUCAACACAUCUAUUAAAAAUGAGCAAAGCACAUCCCCCAGAAUUGAAAAAAUACAUGGACAAAAAGUUAUCCCUAAAACUAAAUGGCGGGAGACACGUGAUUGGCAUCCUGCGAGGAUUUGAUCCGUUCAUGAACAUGGUCAUUGACGAAACAGUCGAAGAAUGCAAAGACGGAACGAAGAAUAACAUUGGAAUGGUGGUCAUUCGAGGAAACAGUGUCAUAAUGCUAGAGGCGUUGGAUAGAAUAUAAUUAUUAAAAAGAAUCGGAUGGAAGAAUGUAUUUAAGAGAAAAAGAAAGAAUAAAAACAUUUUGUAUUUGUAA